Messenger RNA from Haliotis rufescens (red abalone), 924 nucleotides. RefSeq lists its product as uncharacterized. The coding region runs from base 390 to 905 and encodes 171 amino acids. The transcript has 3 exons. The record is from RefSeq and is a predicted model, not a curated record. NCBI's taxonomy places the organism in Eukaryota, Metazoa, Mollusca, Gastropoda, Lepetellida, Haliotidae.
UAUCUUCACAUUUGUUCUCUUUUUCUGUAAAACAAAUUAAUGCAAACUUGAGUUUGUCUUCUAUAUUUUCUGUGUGACCGUUAUUACUUUUUAGUUGUGACCGUUUUGACUUUACCUUUCGAGGCCGUUUUGACUACAACUCCUUGUAGACUCGCCGAUCGUUACGAUAGAAUUGUUUUUAUAAAAUCCUUGAACUUAUCAGCAGACAUAAUUCAUUACAGCCUUGGAGUCUUGCAUCUAAAAAUAUACCCAAGACACAUUUAAAUGUGUUCAAACAUACUGUAUAAUCUCGCAUGUCUAGGUGUGCUUUGAAUUGCAUCUGAAAUAUAUAUAAUAUACGGGUAAAUAUACGUGAACCAUUAUGCAACGAGUUGACAAUUGAUUUAGGUAUGCCCGUUUGCGCUAAGACGGAACCCGGUCGCAAAAAUGGCCACGAGAGGGGCACGAGUCGCUAUUCGGCUUGUCCCGGAAUAACACGAGUUGGUCACGAAUGCGAAACACACUGUUCGGCCAUUCGGCACCGCUCGCCCAUUUCCGUAACCCGGAAGCAAGGAGCAGGCAGCAAGCACCAAUCACAAGCGAUUUUACGAAUGGAAAAGGUGUUUGCCUCCAUCACAUGGUCAUUGAAUAUUGUGGCAGGCAUCACCACACACACGCGUGCUCGCUCGGUCUUGUCGCAUCUCCAUCGCAGGUCAGGACUGUUAGGCACAUCAUGCAUCUGCAGAUGGUAUUCAGAAAUGCCUAAAAGGAAUGGGUGCUGUCGCCAGGCUAUGCCAAAUGAACAUUUCUUGUCCGACAAGGGGAGGCAUCGCCAGCUUACAUAUGACAAGAGCUGUGACCACCUGGACCACCUGGACCACCUGGGCCCGGAGAGACUACCAUAUAUCAGUGUUACAAGAUGCUAGCUGUUCUGGAUGAUUCAAG